Messenger RNA from Colletotrichum abscissum, 1845 nucleotides. RefSeq lists its product as uncharacterized. The record is from RefSeq and is a predicted model, not a curated record. NCBI's taxonomy places the organism in Eukaryota, Fungi, Ascomycota, Sordariomycetes, Glomerellales, Glomerellaceae. Bases 1 to 1845 code for a protein of 614 amino acids. The transcript has 4 exons.
AUGCCGAGCUUCUUCCAAUUCACCCAAGGCAACGAGUCCCGCACCCGCCUCACGAGCGACGCCUCCCCUCUGCUGGGCCGAUUCCGCGCCGUACCCCCGCGAUCCGACGUCCCCGGCCGCCGUCGCCGCUCCAGCACCCUCGGCUUGUUCACGUCUAAUAACCGUGGAAGCGUAUACGUCGGCUACGGCGCGCUUCUGUCCGCCUCGGGGCUCGAGAACCACGAUAAUGAUGCUGCAAGGGGCGGCGACUGGGAGGAGUUGGGCGCGUGGGCGCGCACCUGGCGCAAGAUCUCCAACGUCUGGGUCGAACCGAAGCAGAGUGCCGUCAAGGGCGUUGUCGACGUGUGGUGGAGUCGGUAUGGAGUCUUGGUGCUGAUGCCUGCUGUUCUGGCUAUUGCAUGGUGCGCGAUACCGUUCCCAAAGUACUCCUUUCCCGGUGAGGAUGACGAUGAUCGAAGUGAUCCCCUGCCAGGGUCUGGGCGUAAGAUACCCGGCCACGGAGAAGCAAGAGUACAGAUCAACUUUUGGUUCUUCCUCUUCGUGUACUACGGUUUCUAUAACGUCACGGCUCUGAUAUGGAUCACCAAGGUCUUCAACUUGUACAGCUUGAAUUGGUGGCCGCAAUCCUUUGGAUUUCCAGUUACGAUGUCCAUCAUCGCCCUCAUCUCGAUAGCAGUCCCAAUCCCCAUCUACCUGGUCCCAGAGACGCGCUUCCUCACCGCCCACAACACGGCCUGGAUUUCCUGGACCUUCAUCGUCAUGGCCAUGCCAGUUGCCAUUGCCUUUUGCAUCCUCCUUACCUCCCAGCGUCACCUGAAGCUGCGCCAGUCGCUCUCCGAGACCCAACGCAUCUUCACCACGUCCUGGUGGACAGGCGAGGCCGAAGGGAGCAUCCCCCGUCGCGAUAACCGCCGGCGGCCGAAUCUUAGCAGCGACGCCUUUGACCCGGACGCGACGCUCCAGGUCGCCGCUGAGCAGUCUCGCAAUAUGGGCGGCGUCAGGAUGCGCCGUAGGUGGCUGCCCGCCAGCUUCGUCCGCUUCAUCUGGUUCUGCUUGGCCCUUUUUGUCGGGCUCAUGGCGUACGUCAUAGGAGAGGCCUACGCCGAGAUAUACCUGCGCACGCUGCCUCAUAACAACUUGGAGACCAUCGUGUACGUCUACAGCUGGAUCAUCACGGUGCACCUACUUGAUGCCCUCACGGGCUGGCUUCUGGGUAUCCGCGAGGGCGAGCGAGUGGGAAGCUACCCCCUGAGCUGGGUCUUCAAACUAUACUUCAUGCUCACCUACCAAACCUACGUCCGCGCUCUAUACGCGCGCCUCCGCUCCCCGGAGCAAUUCAUCUACCUCCAGAUCCUCUCCAGCAGCACCCUCAUCAUCCUCACCCCGCUCACAAUGUCCCGCCUCUACCACCGCAUCACCGUCGCCCUCAACUUCACAGACCAGUCCUACGCCUCGUACCAGAAAGUGUGUACUCGCAACGUCUUCAUCCGCUUCCUCGCCGAGAACGUCUCCAUGGCCGCCUUCCUCGGCAGCGUGCUGGUCCUGCACUUUGGGCCCAACAAGGACGUCUAUCCGUACUUUGCCUUUGACGGGAAAGUGACGGGCGACGACUACGACUACGAUUUCCGGCUCACCUUUUGGGCCUCGUCCGUCACCUGGGCCUGCGAGCUCGUCGCCUCCGUCAUCGUACGCGGGCUCAUCAGCUGGUUCUUCGGUGUCGAUGUCGGUAUGGAGGGCAAGCUCGACCUCGCCGUGUGGCCGGAGCUGCUCCCGACCAGCGUGGCUGUCAUGUUCCACGUCCUGCAGAACAUGUUCUUCUCCAUUAUCCGGCUACAAUUCCACUGA